This is a messenger RNA of Anopheles coustani, 1019 nucleotides long. RefSeq names its product phosphatidylinositol-glycan biosynthesis class X protein (gene PIG-X). The transcript is spliced from 4 exons. The record is from RefSeq and is a predicted model, not a curated record. Lineage: Eukaryota; Metazoa; Arthropoda; Insecta; Diptera; Culicidae. Gene Ontology annotation, biological process: GPI anchor biosynthetic process. Gene Ontology annotation, cellular component: endoplasmic reticulum membrane. The coding region runs from base 130 to 873 and encodes 247 amino acids.
CCAAAGUUUACCACUCGGUACAUUUAACCGCUCAGGUUUUCCUUGAAUGGAACGUCCAUUUUUCUGUAGUGUAGAUCAUUUUUUCCGUGUGAUUUUAGUUUAACCACAUUCCUAGUUUCGUUAGAAGCAAUGGUUUCUGUUCCGGUGUCGCUAUUUUCCAUUUGUGCAACGUUACUCAUCGCAUUGCUUCAACCUACGGAUGGGUUAAGUUCGUUCCUUUCGGUUGCAAUUCACAACAGUGGCUUUCAUCGGGAAAUAAACUACGGGCUCCGUUUCGGUGGCAUCGGUCGGAUGUCAUGUGAGCUUUUGCUGGUCCAACAUCUACCGGCAGCAAUCUACGUGAACACCGAUCAGCUGGUGGACAUGAAAAGGUUUCAUAAAAUAAACAGCUACGUUCCGCUGUACGUGGACGUGGAAAAGACAACGAGCAAAUCCGAUCCCUUCACCGUGUACCUGUACGAAUCGGUACGGAAGGAGGUCAACAUUACGCUACCCAUCCAUUUUCGCUACCACGAUCCGUCGGAGCGGAAAUUCGAACGGAUUCAAGUGGAAAGUCCCACACUGUAUGUCCGGUGUCGGAAUGUACAGUCGAGCAAAUAUCCUUUGCGUGUGGUUGGCAAUGCGACCCUGCCGUGUUCCGAUAGUACGGAAAUCGAAGACUACGACGAUCUUCACAAUGCAAAGUUGUGCGAAUGGGACGAAAUGGAAUUUAAUAACCUUCCGACGGUGAUAAGCGUACUCAUCCCGGUCGGAAAUAGUGCGUCGUAUCAUUUUGUACUGCCAGCCACCAUCAUCGUCAGUUGGAUUGGUAGCCUGUACUUGAUCUAUGUGAUAAUGAACGUGGGACGAAGGGUGAACAAAAAAUUGUUAUAAAAAAAGGAUUCCAAAAACGUACACAUUGAUCUCACUUGCAUGCUUGCCUGCGUCGAGGGCAAUUCCAACGUCUAAUGCAAAAGCUUGCAUUUACUUUAUUUUAACUAGUAUAUAACGGUUCAUAAAUAUAACCAAUCUUUCUUAAU